Neltuma alba is the source of this 1453-nucleotide messenger RNA. Its product is annotated as traB domain-containing protein-like. Bases 211 to 1242 code for a protein of 343 amino acids. NCBI's taxonomy places the organism in Eukaryota, Viridiplantae, Streptophyta, Magnoliopsida, Fabales, Fabaceae. Gene Ontology annotation, cellular component: mitochondrial outer membrane. The record is from RefSeq and is a predicted model, not a curated record. The transcript has 9 exons.
GCCGGCGGUUUUGUACGGACCGAGUCGCUAAUGGGGCGGACGAUCUGGCCACAAUAGCUUGUCACUCGCGCUCAAUCGCCCGAGUCGCGCCUUGGUUUUACUUCCCGCACAAUCCUUUGCCCUCACACUUGCAUCACAUUUCUCAACCACACCAAAUCUCCGAGCUCAAAGCUUCUACAGCCCCCAAUUCUCGUCGCUCACUGUUCAGUGAUGGACCCAAAACCGUCGGAAUCAUUUGCGCCCCCCGUCGAAGGCGAAGAUUUUGUUCACAUCGGCGAUCCUUCCGUUGUGAACUUAUCUGAGAGCAUGGUUCGAAUCGACCAGCCUACUGACGCCACCGUAUCGCCCUUUCUUGAUACAGCGGGUUUCAAUCAGCGAAAGUUACUCCCGGACGAGCUCUCAAGAAACGUAGUGAUCCUGACGUGCGAAUCCACCGCUGAGAGUGGUGUUUGUGACGUGUACUUGGUUGGCACUGCUCAUAUUUCUCGGGAAUCCUGCGUAGAAGUGCAAGAAAUAAUCAAUUUUUUGAAACCACAGGUUGUCUUCCUAGAAUUGUGCCCGGGUCGUGUAACAGUACUUGCUCCUCAAAAUUUAAAGGUGCCCACAGUCAGAGAAAUAAUUGUAAUGUUGAAGAAAAAACAGAACAUCUUUGGAGUACUUUACAGCUGGUUUCUUGCAAAGAUUGCUGACAAGCUUGAUGUUUUUCCUGGUGCUGAAUUUCGUGUGGCAUAUGAAGAAGCAAUCAAGUAUGGUGGGAGGGUGAUACUUGGUGAUCGCCCCGUACAGAUUACAUUAAGGAGAACAUGGAGAAAGAUGCCACUUUGGCAUAAGAUGAAAUUAUUGUACUCUUUGCUCUUUAAUGCAGUAUUUUUGCCCAGUCAUGAGGAGCUUAAUAAAAUGCUGAAGGAAAUGGAUGACAAUGACAUGCUAACUCUUGUUAUACAAGAGAUGAGUAAGGCGUUCCCAACUUUAAUGGAGACUCUCGUGCAUGAGCGAGAUCAAUAUAUGUCCUCCACAUUAUUAAAAGUGGCAAGCGAGAGCAGCUCGGUUGUUGCUGUUGUCGGCAAAGGGCAUCUACCAGGAAUAAAGAAGCAUUGGAAGGAACCUAUCAUGGUGAGGGAUCUCUUGACAAUUCCGUCUGCUAAACCAGCUACCUCCGCGGUAACAAUCAUAACUUCUGUUGGUGUUGCCGUUGCCGGCGUUGCUAUUAUUUCUGGCAUCUAUCUUUCAUCCAAGAAAUGACUUGCCAAGUCGAGGUUAGCCACAGGAAUGAGAGUUCAUGGAUGUCUCACUUUUGCUUUUUCUCGAAGAAAUGUAAAUCGAAAAUAAUAUAUGGUAACAAAUAUGUGGAAUAGAGAAUUUUUUUUUCAACUUUUCCAGAGAAAAGGUACAGUUUUGCAACUGAAAUAAUUCCAAUUUUAUUUUAGCAGAUUGGAAUCAUAUUUCGGUGACA